Molecule: messenger RNA, 1212 nt
Organism: Lottia gigantea (owl limpet)
Lineage: Eukaryota; Metazoa; Mollusca; Gastropoda; Lottiidae
Exons: 1
Coding region: 1-1212 (403 amino acids)
Biological process (GO): G protein-coupled receptor signaling pathway
Cellular component (GO): membrane
Molecular function (GO): G protein-coupled receptor activity
Source: RefSeq, a predicted model, not a curated record
AUGGUACCAUCUGAGGGUGGGAAUCUACCGAUUUGGUGUAGUGUUAUAGCGAUGAUGAUUAUCGUAUUUACUGUAGUGUUUGGAUUUAUUAUCAAUAUUCUAUUAAUCACAGUGAUCUUGCGGAAAAAACACCUGAAAACGUACAUGAACGUGUAUUUCAUUAAUCUAUCCGUCAGCGAUUUGAUAAUUUGUUGUGUGACUUUACUAAUUCGUUCGGGAAUGUUUAUUAACGGCGAUAACUUCCCGGAAUCCGUUUACAGAGUGGAUUUAUUCUUACAAACGUUAACUGACGUAGUCCGAAUGUUUCUGUUAGUCGGUGUCAGCUUUGAGCGUCAUCAAGCAAUAGCCGCACCUUUUAAAAAAGGGAAUAGUGGACGUCAUCGGACUAUAGCUGGUUGCGUCUGCUCGUGGGUUGUUGCUGUCAUAUUAGCAAUAGUGUGUGCCAUCCUUUAUGAAAAUAGUUUAACCUUUGUGUUCACUGGGAAAUCUAUCAUGAACAGUGAAGAGACCGAAAUGUAUUUCAUUUUACCAAUAACCUUCAUCUGCCUUACGAUCAUCACCGUAUGUUAUUUAGCCAUGUUGCGGCAUCUGUACCAUCACGGUAAGAAGAUGACCACAAUGCGAAAGAAAACCGCACAAGUGACUCCCGAGGUAACAGUUCAAAUCCGUUCAGAAAUUGAAACGGUAUCACACGCAGUAGACGCUAAGAUACUUACAAACGCUGCAGCAAUAACGCAAACGGAAAAGUCCCAAGUGUUACUACAACCUCAAUCCAACAUUCCAAACAUGCCAGCACAAAAUGAGCAGAAAGUUGUGAAAAAUGUUGCCAUACACGACAUGGACGGUACUGUACAUAAGGAAGACGUAAUCGUAGAAAACAAAAGCAAAGAGAUAGUCGGGGCUGUUUGUGUAUAUAAUCCGAAAAAUCGCGUUCAGGGAAAACGGCGUGUUGAAAUGCGUGCAGCAAAACGUAUAGCAAUAUUAAUGGGUAUAUUCUUACUAUUAUGGCUACCGUUUCCAAUUGAUAGUAUUAUAUGCAAAUUGAUAACAGAUUUACAUACUGGAUGUCGGAGUUCCCUUGCAUUACUGAGCAGCAUCAGUAGCCUUACCGCCAUUACCAAUCCUCUUUUAUAUAUGCUGACCAACAAACAACUGAAAGUGGAUGCCAAACCUUUAGUGGAAAAUUUAAUGAAAUGUAGACGCAAGAAAUAG